AUUAUGUGAUUAAUUGUGUUUUUGUGUGAUUAAGAGUAUUUUAGUCAUUAAUAGAUUAUUAACUAGAUGCGGAGAGUUAAAUUAAUUAUAAGAGAGAUAAUUAGUUAAUUAUGAGAAUUAAUAGACUUUAGAUGUUAUUGGGCAUAGAAUUUAAAAUAAACAUGUUAUGAGUAGAAUAGAGGAGAAAAUAGUAAUUGUGUAGAAAAAUUAGGUUAGAAAGAAUAGAGUAGUAUGAGAGUUGGUCACAAAACCAAAAAUAGAGAAAAGGGAGGUAGAAAGAGAAAGUAGAAGAAAAAUAAUGUUUUAGAGAGAAGUUGGAGAAAAGCUUGAGAGAAGAGGAAGAACUUGAGGAAUUGAAGAAGAAGGACUAAAGGUUUCAACUUUGACAAGAUUCUCAGGUCGACGAUUCUAGUGCUCAGGAGUAGUCGCGUUCUAUCGCUUUUGCUUAGUGGUGAGGGUUUAGCUAUGCUACCCGUUUUUACCUUAGACUUUAGUUUCCUUGGUUUGUAAUAAAGUUUAGUGCUCUGAUAUUGUAACACUACCUUGGGGGUAAUCGUUUGCAUGCUAUUUUGGAUAUUGUCUAUGAUUAGACCUUACGUAUGUUGAUGUUGUUUUGAUGAAUAUUUUCCUUUGGGACUUAUGAGAUUUAUUCAUGGUUUUGUAAGUUGAUGCAUGCUUACUUUGAAUCAAAGUAUUAAUGACUAUUUCCGCUGUCGUAUUUAAAUGAAUUAUCUCUGAUGAAAUGGAAUUUACUUUAUGUGUAAUACCUUAUAUACUUACAUGGUUGCUUUAUUUAAGUUAUUAAAUGCGUGUAAGGGUUAGGGUGUUAUAUAGUUGGUAUCAGAGCAAGGUCGAUCCAUUGGAUCAAAUAGGUUUAGAUUACCCUGUGUGUAACACGUGUUAGGGAAACACUGUUUAUGCUUUUAGCUUUCUUAACCGUUGUUGGGUGGUGAUGAUACAUGUUAUGGGUCGAAAGGCACUUGCCGAUGCUAUGAAGUUGAUGGCUAAAGCCAUGGCGCAGGAUGCCGCUAGUAGGACCGCUGAGAGGGAAGCCCAAGAACAUCGAAGAGGUGGGGAGGAUGAACUCAGACUUCAGAGGUUUAUGAACAAUAAGCCACCGAUCUUUGAUGGAGGCUAUGAUCCCGAAGGAGCUUUGAAAUGGAUAGAAGGUGUUGAGAGAAUCUUUAAUGCAAUGAGGUGUCAAGAUGUACACAAGGUUACUUUGGGAAGCUAUGUCUUACAUGAGGAAGCUGACUAUUGGUGGAAGAAUGCAAGCCAAAGAUUGGGAGCAGGUGGAGCUGUGAUCACUUGGGAUAGGUUCAAGAGGGAAUUUUUGAUUAAGUAUUUUCCAGCUGAUGAGAGAAACCGAAAGGUUGUGGAAUUUAUGGAACUUAAGCAAGGAAAUAUGUCUGUUUCGGAGUAUGCUGCCAAGUUUGAAGAACUUUGUCGUUUCGCUCCUCAUUAUAAUACCGUGGAAGCGGAAGAAGACAAGUGUGUGAAGUUUGAAAAUGGACUAAGGCCCGACAUCAAGCAGUUGAUUGGUUUUAAUGAGAUUCGUGACUUUCCUACUUUGGUGAACAAGAGUCGUAUUUGUGAUAAGGAUGGGAAAGCCAAGGCUAACUACUUAAAGGCGGUUAAUGACAAGAAAGGAAAGGACUAUGUAAAAGGGAAACCUUAUGAUAAGAAAGGAAAGAAGAGUGAUGAAGGUGGUAGUAGUGGAAAAGGAAAAGGUAAUGGGAAUUGUUUCAAGUGUGGUUUACCGGGACAUCGUUUCUUUGAAUGCCCAAGAAAGGAUGAUAAGUGUCUUAAGUGUGGAAAGAUUGAUCAUAAGACGGAAGAGUGCAAGAAGCCAGUUGUUUGUUUCAAUUGCAAGGAAGAGGGUCACAAGAGUCAUGUUUGCAAGAAGCCAAGAGUGGCUGGAGGAAAAGUCUUUGCUUUGGAUGGUGGAGAUGUGGAAGCGGACAACUUAAUCCGAGAUUCUCAGGUCGACGAUUCUAGUGCUCAGGAGUAGUCGCGUUCUAUCGCUUUUGCUUAGUGGUGAGGGUUUAGCUAUGCUACCCGUUUUUACCUUAGACUUUAGUUUCCUUGGUUUGUAAUAAAGUUUAGUGCUCUGAUAUUGUAACACUACCUUGGGGGUAAUCGUUUGCAUGCUAUUUUGGAUAUUGUCUAUGAUUAGACCUUACGUAUGUUGAUGUUGUUUUGAUGAAUAUUUUCCUUUGGGACUUAUGAGAUUUAUUCAUGGUUUUGUAAGUUGAUGCAUGCUUACUUUGAAUCAAAGUAUUAAUGACUA
Trifolium pratense (red clover) is the source of this 2290-nucleotide messenger RNA. RefSeq lists its product as uncharacterized. The record is from RefSeq and is a predicted model, not a curated record. NCBI's taxonomy places the organism in Eukaryota, Viridiplantae, Streptophyta, Magnoliopsida, Fabales, Fabaceae. The transcript has 3 exons. Bases 953 to 2011 code for a protein of 352 amino acids. Gene Ontology annotation, molecular function: zinc ion binding; nucleic acid binding.